UUUACAGAUAAGCACCUUUUUAAAGAAAGAAUUAUCUGUGAGAACAUUUUUUGACGAUUCGAAAAGAAAUGCGCCACCUGUGAAAUCGAUGUACCUUUUUGUACUAAGCCACUGUCGAUAAUCCCUCUAUUUAUAUCGCAUGAAAAUGCCGUCCACGAGUAAUCUAUCUUAUACUUCAUACGUGGUUCGUGGUAUUAUUCAAUCUGUUGAGCAGUCAGAUUUGGUAUGUGACUGACGAAGCAUUUAGAUAACAAAUUUUAUCUCGAUAUGUUUAUGUUUUAACAAUGCUUGAACGAUGAACGAUACAAAGUAGCUAAGCAGAUCGCAAGGCAUAAAAGGUUCUGAGACAGAUGGUUUAUCAACGAGGAAAUCAGAGGGAAGGAUCCCCACACUAUGUUUUGUUGUAUUCGGAUGAUGAGAAUAGUGGAGACGAAGAAAACAUAUCCUUGCAACCUCGUAGUAGGACUACAUCAUUGCCACGUAAAGUGGAAGUUAUAACUGUUCAACUUAAAGCAGAAGAUACGUUGCAGGCUUUGGCACUACGAUAUAGAUGCACGAUAUCAGAAUUGAAGAGAAUUAACAAGAUUCAUAAAGAGAAUGAAAUAUAUGCAAGACGCUUCAUAAAGGUACCUAUUCAACCAUUUUCUAUCUUAACUGAAUCGCUCGAAAACAAUCAGAGUGGAUAUACAGACCAAAGUGAAGUAAGCAUACCUACAACUAGUAAAGAAACAGAAUGUACAGUAACAACAAAUCUGUUAUUAAGAGAUACAAUUGUGACUGAGUUGCCAAAAGCAGAAAUCAAUACAAUUAUAUUAAAUUCAGUGUGUGAACCUUUGUCAACGUAUAACAGUUCUAACACUCUAGAAAUUGCUAGUUCAGAAAAUGAUCAAUUAAUUACCACGACAGAAAGUGACACACAAAACUCUCAUUUAACAGACGCGUUUAAAUGUUCUGGUGAUGAUUGUGGAUUAUCCUGGACACAACUCCUUGGAUUUUCCCUUUUAUUAGGUUUUGCAGGUCCUAUUAUAUACAUACUUUACAUAGCUGAAUUUUCAUCUAAAAAUCAUUCAGCUGCUAAUCACUAGUAUUCCACUGAGGAAAAAUAUAGUACAAGCUGCUAAAUUUGCAGGAUGUGCUGUCUUAAUGUAAGCUUAUAAAAGACUAUUUUAAUUCAAAUGAGUGAGACUGUAUUAACAGAUAAAUUUGGAAUCUCCAAGUAUUUGCCAUUACCAUGUUAGUACUGGCAUAAAUAAAAUACUUAGCGAGUAACGUGAUACUCUAAGUAAAUGAAAAUUAUAAGGUACUGUUAAACAGCAUAAUACAUUGUGCCUUUGUGAUUAAAUAUCUGUUUGAUACAUUAUAGAAUGGUCUUAAAUGCAUAUGCUAUUGCAUAUGCAAAUGAGUAUUACUGAGCUUCGGUUUUUGUUUCAUUGAUCAUUAAAUGUGAUUUACCAUAAACCGAGAUUGCCAAAGAUGUAUUCAUUGGCAUUUGAAUUAUAUCAAAAUAUAUUUAUCGUUUUCAAGUGUAUAAGGCUUUAAAAGAUUGCGUAGUUUAAGUAAUUUUUAAUCUUUCUUUGUAUUAAUGAUACUAAGAAUGAAUCCAUUGGGAGUAUUUGAUAUUUGCGAUCGAUUUAUAUAUUUGACAUCCAAUGCUGUUGUUACAUUGACUAAGUGUAAGUUACUCUCUUAUUACAGAUAGUGAUACUAAAUAUGAAUUUUGAUAAUAUUUUAUUACGAAGCUGUUAAAAUUAUGUAUAUUAUGCUUUUGAUAAGACAACUGUUUUUUCUCGUUGAAAUUUAUAAAAAUAUAUAU
This is a messenger RNA of Megachile rotundata (alfalfa leafcutting bee), 1813 nucleotides long. Its product is annotated as lysM and putative peptidoglycan-binding domain-containing protein 3. NCBI's taxonomy places the organism in Eukaryota, Metazoa, Arthropoda, Insecta, Hymenoptera, Megachilidae. The record is from RefSeq and is a predicted model, not a curated record.